Mucor velutinosus is the source of this 2271-nucleotide messenger RNA. RefSeq lists its product as uncharacterized. The coding region runs from base 1 to 2271 and encodes 756 amino acids. Gene Ontology annotation, biological process: septin cytoskeleton organization. The transcript has 8 exons. Gene Ontology annotation, cellular component: endocytic vesicle; cell division site; cytoplasm. The record is from RefSeq and is a predicted model, not a curated record. Lineage: Eukaryota; Fungi; Mucoromycota; Mucoromycetes; Mucorales; Mucoraceae.
AUGUCAAACCCAAAUGCCUAUGUAGAGGCCUUUUUAACGAAAAAGCCUAAAGAAGGUAUCACCAUUGCACAGACCAGGCUGAAAGAUGCCAUGGCGCUUGACAUGGAAUUAGCCGAGUACUUUAAAGAGAGAUCUCAAAUUGAAGAAACAUAUGCCAAAAGUUUGGCAAAAGCAUCCAAACGAUUGUAUAUAAUGGAUCCAGGUGUCUUGGGACACUUUGCACCUGUUUGGGAAUUGCUACUGAAGGAGUUCAACCAGGUAGCCAACUAUCACUCUGAAAUGGCUCACAGAGUAUCUCAAACCAUUGAGAAGCCCUUACGAGCAUCACCCUCUGAAGAUUAUCAUCGAUUGCAACAGCUGGAGCCUCUCAUUCAGUCCCUUGAAAACAAAAACAAAUUGUCCUCUGUCAAAGGAUCUCUUUUCAAGAAAUCACGAAACUUAACUUCCAGCGCAAAAAGUGGAUCAUGGCAACACGAAGGCAUAGCGUAUUUGGAUUUACAUCAAAAGCUGGACCAAGCACGACUCACCAGAUUAAAGACGCUUGUGCAGGAUUUCGAAAAGAUCCAAUCCGAGCAGUUGAUGAAACGAGUCGAGAUGGCCAGCAUAACACUCUCUGCGGCUGAAGUGUUUGAUGUCGAACAUGAUAUCGAUGAUUUCUGCAGGGAGAGAGGAAAGGGUCUCCACACGUUGGAAUACGGUGGUCAGAGCACUGCCGCCAAUAGCAGUAGACAAAGAUCUUCAACAAUGAGCUCGCAUGAUUCUCAUCGUUCCACAAACAAAUUCAAAUCUGUAUUCAUGAAGAAGAAAAAGAUAGACGAUGGCAGCCUCUCUUCGCAACAGCAUGGUGGGUAUGCAGAUGUUCAAGAAGAAGAGGAUACGCCCUCACCGCAGACAUCAUUUGCCGCGGACAGCACACCAGCACCUGUGCCUGAGCAUAAGCAUGCCCCGGCUCCAACUGAAUCCACCUCAACGCCCACCACAAACAGCGCUCCAUUAGUAGAUGCAGAAGGAUUUUCGAUACCGCAGAGUAAUAACAGUUUUCCUACCAUUGCCUCCGAUAUUUCAUCGCGCAAUACAUCAGAAGACCUAGACUCUGAUUUCCAGAGCUUGAAACUGAACCAAAAGUUGCAAAUCAAUAUCAAGGACGAUGCAGUGCAAGAGGAAUCAAGAGAGGCAAAUGAAUCCUUUAACAAGAUGGCCAGCAUGCUACGUGAGCGAACACCAACUGUCACUCGAAGGGCCCGAGGCAGAAGAGACACUGUGAAUCGAUCUCAAACCGAGUCCAGCUUAUUCUCCUCUGCAUCCAAUUACGGACUAGAGAACCCAAGAGCAAAUUCAAUGAUUUCCACUUCAUCCAACGAUACAAGCAACUCCAAUCCAUUCAUGACAGCUCCGUCACCUAUUGUGUCCCACCACCCUUUCCAUGCGGCCUACGGUGUCCCGCCACAAACGCAAUCACCAUCUGUGGCCAACACAGGAGUAACAUUGAGUGAUGCACCGGUGAAUUGGCUUCAGCCUAUACCUGAAGUCAACCAUCAACAGCAGCCACAACCACAACCACAGUAUCUAUCUGUCUCCAUCUUGGAAAAAACUACACUCACUAGUCCAGAUACCUUGCUGAUUUCAGGUCAAAUCAUGGUGUCCUAUCAUGGCUCUGCUUCAACCUCGCCCAUCCUACUGCAGUUGCACCACAUGGACAGCAUGCAGCAGUUUUCACCUAACCCACAGUACAUCACACAACAAGCGGAUGGUGUCUAUCUACUCAACACCAGCCAGUUCCAAAGCGAGAGUCCUGUGCCAUGUUUCGCCUAUGAGAUCAACAGCAGUGCUCUGGCAUUGCCAGUCCGACUCAUGCCUUCCUGGAAAUGUGUAGACGGUAUAUCCUACUUGAUGAUCAAGCACAACAAGAAUGCGGUCCUGAAUCCGAGUAAGCUGAGUGGCCAUGUCUAUGUAAACAUGCCAGAUCAGCAAGUGACCAAUGUGCAAAGCACGCCACAAGGGACCUGGGAUGUAGCCAAGCAUCGUCUGACGUGGAACGUGAGUGAUUUGUUGGAACAAUAUGGCGAUACUUCUUCUUCUUCUUCUUCGCAGCAGCAGCAGCAACGAUUGCUAGCCAAGUUCUAUGUGGAUGGACAUGGCUCACCUCAACCAGUGCAUUUGAAUUAUCAAUGGCAUGAUACAUUGGCAUCAGGCUUAUCCGUUACAUGUGGUUCAUUGGAGAUCAAACAUAUGAAUACAGCAGUUCAAUCGCAUCAGAUUGUGUACAUGUAG